CACUUUACCGGUCAUUAUUACUCUGGCUCGCGCUCUCUCGCUGUCAAACAAACCCUCUCUCCCACUCUCUCUCUCUUUCUCCUCCUCUCACGCGCUCUCUCGUGCGUGGCUCAGUCGCUUUCAGCUGCUCAGCUCAACAUGUUGGCUGGAGAAUGCUGCGUGCGGCGGCGAUCUCCAUCCUGCCCUGGCGCGGGACGCAUCCAUCCCACCCGCCGCAGCUGAGCACUCUUUCAGAAGAGGACGAGCCGGAACGGCCGGACCAGGAGGAAGAAGAGGAAGAGGAAGGUUCGAGCGCCGGGGUCUGCUCGGACCCCAUGUUCCAGCCGCAGAGAACUUACCUGCUGGAUGCUUCAGAGGACAUGGUGGUGUCGCCCGGGGGGCUGAAGUCUCCGGACUGGGUGUACGAGUCGUACUACCGCAUGAGCCAGCAGCAUCCCCUCAUCGUGUUCCUUCUCCUCAUUGUCAUGGGAGCGUGCCUGGCUCUGCUGGCUGUGUUCUUCGCCUCUGGACUGGACAUGGAAGACCACAUGGCCUUCAUCAUCACCGUGCCCACGACCCUGGCCAUUUUCCUCGCCAUCUUCAUCCUUGUGUGCAUCGAGUCCAUCUUCAAAAAGCUUCUCCGCCUCUUUUCCCUGCUCAUCUGGGGCUGUCUGGUUGCCAUGGGUUACCUCUUCAUGUUCUUCGGCGGGAUCAUCUGUCCGUGGGACCAGGUGUCAUUUUUCCUCUUUAUUGUGUUUGUGGUUUUCACCAUGCUGCCGUUCUCCAUGAGGGAUGCCGUGAUCGCCAGCGUCCUCACUUCAUCUUCCCACACGCUAGUGCUUAGCAUCUGUCUCUCAAACACCAGCGACCACACGGAAGCCCUCGUCUGGCAGAUCUUAGCCAACAUCAUCAUCUUUAUCUGUGGAAAUGUGGCUGGGGCCUAUCACAAACACCUGAUGGAUCUCGCUCUUAAACAGACCUAUCACGACACCUGCAAUUGUAUUAAAUCUCCCAUCAAGCUGGAGUUUGAGAAGCAUCAGCAGGAACGCCUUUUGCUGUCCCUGCUCCCCGCCCACAUCGCAAGAGUGAUGAAGGCCGAGAUCAUCCAGAGGCUAAAGGGGCCAAACUUCGGCCAGGCUGAAAACACCAACAACUUCCACAAUCUGUAUGUACAGAGACACACCAAUGUCAGCAUAUUGUAUGCAGACAUAGUUGGGUUCACUCGUCUAGCCAGUGACUGUUCACCAGGAGAACUGGUCUAUAUGCUGAAUGAGCUCUUCGGCAAAUUUGACCAGAUUGCCAAGGAAAAUGACUGCAUGCGGAUCAAGAUCUUGGGUGACUGUUAUUACUGCGUGUCUGGGCUGCCUGACCCUCUGACCGAUCACGCUAACAACUGUGUGAAGAUGGGGCUGGAUAUGUGUGGGGCCAUCAAAAAGGUGAGAGAUGCCACCGGGGUCGACAUUAACAUGCGUGUCGGAGUGCAUUCUGGAAAUGUCCUCUGCGGCGUGAUCGGCCUCCAGAAAUGGCAGUAUGAUGUUUGGUCACAUGACGUCACCCUGGCCAAUCACAUGGAGGCAGGGGGUGUACCUGGGCGAGUUCACAUCUCCUCUGUUACCCUGGAGCAUUUGAAAGGGGCGUACAAAGUCGAGCAGGGGCACGGGCAGAGCCGAGACUCCUACCUGAAAGAACACGGCAUCAUCACAUACCUAGUCAUCAACCCAAAGGCAGAGAAACGGAGUCCCCCGCUCCCUAGCCGACUUCGACCCUCUCUGGAUGGGGCCAAGACGAGGGCAACGGUCCGCAUGACGCAGUACCUCGAAUCGUGGGGGGCGGCCAAGCCCUUUGCCAACCUCCAUCACAGAGACAGCAUGACCAAUGAGAACGGCAAGAUCAAUACGCAUGAUGUGCCGUUAGGGCAGUACAGCUUUCAACUAAGGUCAGAAAGAACAAAAUCACAGAAGAAAAGAUUUGAAGAGGAGUUGAAUGAAAGAAUUAUUCGCACCAUCGAUGGCAUCAAUUCACAAAAGCAGUGGCUGAAGUCAGAAGACAUUCAGAGGAUUUCACUGUUCUUUCACAAUAAGACGUUAGAAAAAGAGUAUAGAGCAACAACUCUGCCAGCCUUCAAAUAUUACGUCACCUGCGCGUGUCUUGUUUUCUUCUGCAUCUUCGUGGUUCAGGUUUUAGUUUUGCCAAAAACGACCAUCCUUGGGGUAUCGUUUGGAACGGCCUUUUUGCUGCUCGCCUUCGUCCUCUGCAUUUGUUUUGCAGGACAUAUGCUGCAAUGGGGUAAAGCAUCCUCCUGCACAAUGCCCCGGCUCCCCGGCUCCUCUAAAGUCAUCACCAACAAGCCCUGGAUAAGACUUGCGCUCACCAUGGCAACCACUGCACUUAUCCUGGUAAUGGCCGUGUUCAACAUGUUCUUCAUGGGCGAUGACAUAACGCCACUUAACGACAGCAGCUCUCCAAACAACAAGUUCUACCUGCCAUACUUCAUCUACAGCUGCAUUCUGGGAUUGAUCUCAUGCUCUGUGUUCCUGAGGAUAAACUAUGAGCUGAAGAUGGUCAUCAUGACUGCUGCUGUAGUGGCUUAUAAUAUCAUCAUUCUUCAGACUCAUGCCCCAAUACUGGACCAUUACAGCAUGGCGCUCUACAAUAGCACACGACGACCAGGUGUCCUUAAAGAUUUGAAGACCAUGGGCUCUGUAUCAUUGUUCAUUUUCUUCAUCACUUUGCUUGUGUUGGCGAGGCAGAAUGAAUAUUACUGUAGGUUAGACUUCCUCUGGAGGAACAAGUUUAAGAAGGAGUGCGAGGAGAUCGAGACCAUGGAGAACCUGAACCGGGUGCUUUUGGAGAACGUUCUACCCGCUCACGUGGCUGAACAUUUCUUGGGUCGUAACUGGAAGAAUGAGGACCUCUACCACCAGUCAUACGAUCUGGUGUGCGUCAUGUUCGCCUCUAUCCCAGAUUUCAAGGAAUUUUACACAGAAUCAGACGUUAAUAAGGAGGGUUUGGAGUGUCUCCGACUCCUCAAUGAGAUCAUAGCAGAUUUUGAUGAGUUGCUGUCUAAACCCAAAUUCAGUGGUGUGGAGAAGAUCAAAACCAUUGGAAGCACAUAUAUGGCUGCCACCGGGCUGAACGUGACCCCUGGACCAGAAUAUGCAUAUGAUCAUGACCGGCAGUAUAUGCACAUUGGAACAAUGGUAGAGUUUGCAUUUGCUUUGGUGGGGAAGCUUGACGUCAUCAACAAGCAUUCCUUUAAUGACUUCAGAUUGCGAGUGGGAAGUUUCCUGCCUCUCUUAUCAGGAAUAAACCACGGGCCGGUAAUCGCGGGUGUAAUUGGAGCGCAAAAACCGCAGUAUGAUAUCUGGGGUAACACUGUAAACGUGGCCAGUCGAAUGGAAAGCACAGGAGUACUGGGGAAGAUACAGGUCACAGAGGAGACAAGUCGGAUCUUACAGACGUUGGGGUACGUGUGUUCCUGUCGAGGGAUCAUCAAUGUUAAAGGAAAGGGGGAACUCAAGACCUUCUUUGUUCACACUGAGAUGACCAGAUCUUUAUCACAAGGGAAUGUAAUGCCUUGAACCUCAAACGUACACAAGUCAAAUAAUCGUUUUCAUCAAGAUAGCGAUUAAAUACAGUUGUACAGUACAUGUACAGUUAAAUACACCACUUAUAUAUUGAAAACACAAUGUAGGCCUAUUAUAGUUGAGCUCUACAGUGCAAGAUUUCUUCGCAUUGCUUUAUAAGUAAUGGAUUGCUAAGUGUAACUGUGUUUUGCCCAAUCUAUUUAAAACAGCAAAAGUUUUUUUGUAAAAUAAAGAAAUAUUUACAAAAGGUGGCAAAGUUUUAAUGCUAUCACUUUGUUAUCCAUUAAAAAUUUCUAGAGAAAUGUCAAA
Paramisgurnus dabryanus is the source of this 3875-nucleotide messenger RNA. RefSeq names its product adenylate cyclase 2b (brain) (gene adcy2b). Gene Ontology annotation, cellular component: plasma membrane. Gene Ontology annotation, biological process: intracellular signal transduction; adenylate cyclase-activating G protein-coupled receptor signaling pathway; cAMP biosynthetic process. Gene Ontology annotation, molecular function: adenylate cyclase activity. The record is from RefSeq and is a predicted model, not a curated record. Lineage: Eukaryota; Metazoa; Chordata; Actinopteri; Cypriniformes; Cobitidae.